AGGAAAAAGGCAAGUAGCCGCGGCAUGGCGGCUGAGGGGUCAGAGCUUGGCUCCCCGGCGACGGCGCCGCCGCCGCCGCCGCCGCUGAAGCGGCGAAAGAUUGAACCGCCCAGGAGGACCAGGCCUUCUCAGGUUACCCUAGAUAAGGACAAGUCAGCAGCAUCUUCCAACUCAUCGGUUUCGGGUGUGCUGCCAGCGAGAGUUGAUCUCAACAAAGUUAGAGAGGCAAAGAGAUUUGUUGUCCUUCAAGCGCAGCAUGAGGGAUGCCUUGGAAGCUAUAAAAGCUUUGAUUCCCUCUUUGGGAAUUACCUUGUUCCUGUCAUCCCAAGCAACGAUGUCUCUGACCAGAUUGGGACAAAAUGAUGAACAGGAAUGGCAAUUUUUAAGGUUGUGAAUGCUGAACAGGAUGGUCCUGCUAUAAUUUUUGCAACUUCCUUUCAGAGUGCGACCAGAUACCAAGUUACCGACUGUUCAUCUAAAGAUGACAAGAAACUAAGUUAAUGUCAGCUCAGCCUUCAGUAAUACCAAGUUGCAUGUGCUGCUGUACAUAUAUUCCCAACUUGUAAGAUCUCGACAGUGGCAAAAGUUAAAAGAUUUGCCUGCGCGGCUACACCCUGCAGGGCAAGUGGUGAAAAAGCUUCUGCGUUGUGGCAAGCAUUUUUUAGUGUGUUACCUUUCCUUUUUGUAGUGGGAAUUUUAUCAGUCCCUGUUAUCUCUCCACGGCCCCCUGAGGAAUGCACAUAUGGAGCUCGAUCAUUUUAUUCGUGUAUUCUCUCAUCACCGAAACCUCCUUUUCAAUUAUUGAUGGAGUUUGUUUUUUCA
Messenger RNA from Setaria italica (foxtail millet), 822 nucleotides. RefSeq lists its product as uncharacterized. Gene Ontology annotation, biological process: DNA repair. NCBI's taxonomy places the organism in Eukaryota, Viridiplantae, Streptophyta, Magnoliopsida, Poales, Poaceae. The transcript is spliced from 3 exons. Bases 25 to 363 code for a protein of 112 amino acids. Gene Ontology annotation, cellular component: SOSS complex; nucleus. The record is from RefSeq and is a predicted model, not a curated record.